AUCAACAUGGCGAACGAGAUGACACCUCCAGCACCGGAUACGGUGCUAUGUCCCGUAUGUUUUAAAGACUUCACACCUGUGACAAUUAAUGGGCAUCUUGACGUAUGUCUCCUGAAGAGUGUGACUGACAGCAGUCCGGCUACAACUGUCGAGAGCGGACCUCCUGGCAAGAAAUGUCGCGUUAGUGCGGAACCUGGAAACAGAUCUGUGUCGAGCGCCUCCUCCUCCUCCAUGACUGGGACGCAGUCAGCGGUUUUCUCUGUGUUUCAGAACAAGGGGAAAUCUUCCGUCCAAGCCGACAGAAGUGCAGUGUUUACCAGUAAACAAAGUCCUGUCAGUGUUCUCGGUAAGGGGCUGAAACGUACGCUGACAGAGACUGAGUUUGAAUCAGCAGGCACAGGGAGACUGCAGAGCCAACAACCAACAACUAUGCCAAACGAAAAAACUUCAAAGACAAAGGAUUUCUCACCGCAGCUAUCUUUUGCAUUAGACAAGCCGCUGGCAGAGAUUCUAAGACCAAACACACUGGAAGAAUAUUUUGGUCAAAAUAAAGUUGUUGGCCAGCAAACGCUCAUCCGGUCACUUCUGGACACUCAUGAGAUACCAUCUUUGAUCCUCUGGGGCCCACCUGGAUGUGGAAAGACAACCCUAGCCCACAUAAUUGCCAGCGCCAGUAAGAAAAGGGGAACAGCUCGUUUUGUGACGCUGUCAGCCACCAGUGCAUCCAUCAAUGAAGUGCGAGAGGUGAUCAAGCAGGCGCAGAAUGAGCUCAGACUGUGCAAGAGGAAGACCAUCCUGUUCAUUGAUGAAAUUCACAGAUUCAAUAAAUCCCAGCAGGACACCUUCCUUCCCCAUGUGGAGUGUGGGACAAUAACCCUUAUUGGAGCAACCACUGAGAACCCAUCCUUUCAGGUGAAUGCUGCCCUACUGAGCAGGUGCAGAGUGCUGGUUCUGGAGAAACUUUCUGUGGAAGCAAUGGGUUCGAUUCUGAACAGGGCUGUGGCCACACUUGGGAUCAGAGUUCGGGAAAAGGGUCCAGCUAAACCCAAAAAUGAAGACCAUGUCAAUGGAAAUGAGCUGAAUAUAUUCAUUGAACAAAAAGCCUUGGAAACCAUAGCCUACCUUUGUGAUGGUGAUGCAAGAGCAGGACUGAAUGGUCUCCAGCUGGCUGUACAGGCUCAGAUGAACCUAACACAACCGGCACAAGACGGUACUCCCCAAGAAAUAGUGGUGACGGAGGAGCAUGUCAAGGAGGGUCUUCAGAGGUCCCACAUUCUCUAUGAUAAAGCCGGUGAAGAGCAUUACAACUGUAUCUCAGCGUUGCAUAAGUCUAUGAGAGGCUCUCACGAGAAUGCGUCUCUCUACUGGCUGGGCCGUAUGCUGGAGGGUGGGGAGGAUCCACUCUAUGUGGCCCGCAGAUUGAUCCGCUUCGCUAGCGAGGAUGUGGGCCUGGCAGAUCCCUCCGCCCUUCCUCAGGCUGUGUCUGCUUUCCAAGCCUGUCAUUUCAUUGGGAUGCCUGAAUGUGAGGUGAUCCUCGCUCAGUGUGUCGUCUACAUGGCACGAGCACCCAAGUCUGUGGAGGUAUAUAAUGCCUAUACCAACGUGAAGGCCUGUUUAAGAAACCACAAAGGCCCCCUUCCUCCCGUCCCCUUGCACCUCCGCAAUGCUCCCACCAAGCUGAUGAAACAGCUGGGCUAUGCUGAGGGCUACAAAUACAACCCAGCUUUCAGUGGUCCUGUGGAGCAGGAGUACCUACCUGAGGAUCUGCAGGAAGUUAACUUUUUCACCAGAAAGACCUCACGUCCAUGAGAAUUUCCUGUACUGAUUUACUCUGCUGGUUAUGAGGUCUAAAACCAAAACAACUCAGAGAAGACAGUCCUGUUUAUAGUUGUUAGCCCAAAGAUCUAAAUGGCAGUAAGGAUUUUAGCCUGUGCUGUCAUUCCCUGAUCAUUCA
Melanotaenia boesemani (Boeseman's rainbowfish) is the source of this 1954-nucleotide messenger RNA. It is a transcript of the gene wrnip1, whose product is annotated as WRN helicase interacting protein 1. Gene Ontology annotation, biological process: DNA-templated DNA replication; DNA repair; regulation of DNA repair. Lineage: Eukaryota; Metazoa; Chordata; Actinopteri; Atheriniformes; Melanotaeniidae. Gene Ontology annotation, cellular component: nucleus. Bases 7 to 1809 code for a protein of 600 amino acids. The record is from RefSeq and is a predicted model, not a curated record. The transcript is spliced from 7 exons. Gene Ontology annotation, molecular function: ATP binding; DNA binding; single-stranded DNA helicase activity.